CCUCCUUCCUCCGUCUUCCUCACCCGCCCCUUUCUCUCUUUCUCCCUCGCUCCUUCAUCUCCAGUCUGCUUCUGUUGUCUCGGCAGCGCGUUGGUCUGGGGAGGAAGGAUCUCGCGAGAGUUGGAGUUUUGGUGAGAGUUUGUGGAAGAUGGCGCCUGUUGUGACAGGGAAGUUCGGGGAGCGCCCUCAGCCACAGCGCCUGACGAGAGAAGCCAUGCGGAAUUACCUGAAGGAGAGAGGGGAUCAAACAGUACUAAUUCUACACGCCAAGGUUGCACAGAAAUCUUACGGCAACGAAAAGAGGUUUUUCUGCCCCCCUCCCUGUGUAUACCUGAUGGGCAGCGGUUGGAAGAAAAAGAAGGAGCAGAUGGAGCGGGACGGCAGCUCGGAACAGGAGUCUCAGCCCUGCGCCUUCAUCGGCAUCGGGAACAGUGACCAGGAGAUGCAGCAGCUCAACCUGGAGGGAAAGAACUAUUGCACAGCCAAAACUUUGUACAUAUCGGACUCAGACAAGAGAAAACACUUCAUGCUGUCCGUCAAGAUGUUCUACGGCAACAGCGCCGACAUCGGCGUCUUCCUCAGCAAGAGGAUCAAGGUCAUCUCCAAACCUUCCAAAAAGAAACAGUCCCUGAAAAACGCAGACCGGUGCAUUGCAUCGGGGACGAAGGUGGCUCUUUUUAACCGACUUCGCUCUCAGACCGUCAGCACCCGCUACCUGCACGUGGAGGGGGGCAACUUCCACGCCAGCUCCCAGCAGUGGGGGGCCUUCUACAUCCACCUCCUGGACGACGAGGAGUCGGAGGGCGAGGAGUUCACCGUGCGCGACGGCUACAUCCACUACGGCCAGACCGUCAAGCUGGUGUGCUCCGUGACCGGGAUGGCCCUUCCGAGACUGAUAAUCCGCAAGGUGGACAAGCAGACGGCCCUGCUGGACGCGGACGACCCCGUGUCCCAGCUCCACAAGUGCGCCUUCUACCUGAAGGACACGGAGCGCAUGUACCUGUGCCUUUCCCAGGAGAGGAUAAUCCAAUUUCAGGCCACUCCAUGCCCAAAAGAACCAAACAAAGAGAUGAUUAACGACGGCGCCUCGUGGACGAUCAUCAGCACGGACAAGGCGGAGUACACCUUCUACGAGGGUAUGGGCCCGGUCCAGGCCCCCGUCACGCCUGUCCCCGUCGUCGAGAGCUUACAGCUGAACGGUGGAGGGGACGUGGCCAUGCUGGAACUAACUGGGCAGAACUUCACUCCAAAUCUCCGAGUUUGGUUCGGUGACGUUGAGGCUGAAACCAUGUACAGGUGUGCGGAGAGCAUGCUGUGCGUGGUCCCGGACAUCUCGGCCUUCCGCGAGGGCUGGCGGUGGGUGCGGCAGCCGGUGCAGGUGCCCGUGACGCUGGUGCGGAACGACGGGGUCAUCUACUCCACCACCCUGACGUUCACCUACACGCCGGAGCCGGGUCCCAGGCCGCACUGCUCGGCGGCCGGCGCCAUCCUGCGGACCGGCGGGUCCAACGCCGAGCCCGGCGGCUACGCGGGCGCCGCCGGCGCCGCCAACCCCGCCAGCGUCACGUCGUCCUCCGCCGCCGCGGCCGCCGUGGUGUCCUAACGGCCGGCGCAAAGACUGAACGGACUCAGCGGCCGCGGCCAGACACAAACGACAAACGGCGACAACAACCAGAGAGAGAGAGAGAGAGAGAGAGAGAAAGAGAGGUGACGGAGCGAGAAAAGAACUGGGAUCUGCCUUCGGCGCCCUCUUGUGGUUUCUCAAGGGACAUGCCUUGUCCGGGUCUUUCGCAGAAAUUUUUGGGCGGCUUGGGGGGGGGGGUGGGGUUUCAUUUGUCUGACCCCCGCCCCCCCCUCCCCCAGAGCGUUACCGUGGACAACAGGCUGGAGAAAGAGAGACCACAACAAUGAUACAUCAGCCAUGUAUAAAACUUUAUUCAAAGAAAAGUCUAUUUUUUCGCUUUUUAUUUUUUUCUUAUUUUUUUUUUCUUCUUGGUUCGUUUUUUUUUUCCUCUUUUUAUCGUUUUCUUUUUGAUUGUUUGUAUGUUUUCUGUAAAGGGGCGAGAUGUAUUACUGUGUGGGUGGAACUGAGGAGUUAGAUAAAUGCAUAUAAAACGUGAUAAUAACAUAGUUUUUAUGGACCAAGGAUAUUGUAUAAGCUUUAGUAAAGGUACAUUUUCUCCAUACCUUUUUUUGUAUUAAACAUAGUAAGUACACUUUUGUUACCAAAUAGUUUCUAUUUUUCCUCUGAGCUUGGGCUCUGAAGUAUGCCUUGGGUCUCCAUCCCGACCUGGCUUGUAUAUUAUAGCUACCUUACUCUUCCGACAAAAAAAAAAAAACCCUUCAUUUUUGUACGGAACUUUUUCAUUUUAAAGUAUCUUGUUUCAUUUUUUUUAAAAGCAAAUUUCGAUUAUGACUAAGUUUUUUUUUUUGUUUUGGUUUGUUUUUUUUUUAAGACCGAAGGUGUUUAAUUUCCAUUUGGGAGAAGCUCAGAGGGCCUUUUUUAUUGUUCAUUUAUAUGAAGUCUUUAAAAAGAAAAGCUUUAAGCAACACCUCUGCCUUGCCUGCAAUACCCGAUGUGCGCUAAGUUUCCUUUAAAAACAAAAAUAAUGUAUCGCGAAAAAAGGAGCCAUAGCGAUUUGUGACCAUUCUUCCAUUUUGAAGUGCUAGAGUUCUUAUACGAGUUAAACAAAACAAACAACAAAAAAAACAAACAAACAAAAAAAACAACGUUCAGUCAAAACAUUCUGGCAUUGUGUGAAAAACUGUAGAGGAGGUAUUAGUAGCUAUAAGGUAGCGGAGCUAGAGGAGAUAUAAGAUAGAGGAGAGUUUAUCAGUGUAUCACCCAAAUGCGAAACUGUCAGGUUCGUUCGGCAUAUCUAAUAUCUCGACGUUUUCGCAAAAUUGCUUUCAUCACUGUAAUUAUCUGGUUUUAGGCCAGCUCUCGAGUCUGAACUACGGCUGUCAAUAAGGUUGCAUCUUCUCCUGGUCAUUUUUGUCUUCCAGGUUUGCCGUCAUCACCGUAACCCCGCCCUUUCUUUAAAGAGAACGAAUCACUGAACGCUUUCAGAUUUAGACUGACAGUUCAGUGGGAUGUGGCCUUACUGCGACCUCUGUGUCAAGUGUGUUUUUUUUUUUUUUUCUAAAUGUUUGUUUUAUUUUUAUCGUUGCCUACAGCCAGUUUGCUCUUCACUGUUUUUGCCUUUUCGUUUUUUUUUUAACAGGUUACUUACACGUUUUUAAAAACUGUUGCAUUGUUACAUUGGUGUAUGAAGAUCUGCUGAAAUGUAUCGCUUGAAAAGCCGCCACGUGCGUUUUUCCCCUUCUUUCCCGCUACCCUUCCAUGGCGCCAAAUCUUGCCGUACAGGUUAAACCGGUAAAAUGUUUUGCAACCGCUGAGCACGCGUCCUUUGAAAAAAAUAAAAAAUAAAAAAAGACGUUCUGCCCUCUAAACCAAAAGAACAGGGGCCCUGACCCAGGAGACCAAACAAGCGCAGAGCACUGACUCCAGAGAGUGACGUUACCUUUUCUUUUUGCGAACGCGCGUACCACGUUAAGCCCUGUUACACGCGCGCACCGUGCGGGUGCGCUGGGUUACAGUCGUCUGGACCAAUAAGUGUGGCCGACACUAAAGUUCCUCCGUGUCACUGUUAAAGAAGGGAAUGUUCCAUUGGCCGCCCGCUGCCUAACUGUGAGGUCACUUCCUUACCCCAGAGAUGAAACGGAGCUGCAAAGCUGCACAAGCGAAUCCGGGAGGUUAUUUCAGUCUUUUCUGAAGAUGACGGCCUUCCUCUCCCACGUGUUAGCCUGCAUGAGUCAGUACCGUGGCUGCUAAGCCAUGUUUUUUUACUAGCUAAAAUCAACAAUUAUUUGCAAGUGAAGUAAACAUUAGCUAAUGCUGGAAAAAGCUUUUUUAUCACAUUAUCAGUUUUGGGGGAAAAAAAACUAAACGAAAUCUGUUCACCAGCACUUAUCUUACUCGUAUGUUGCAACACGUUUGCAGAUAAAAAAUGAUAACCUUUCGGAAAACGUAUUGGUGCUUUAUCACACGAUUUCAACCUGCUGUUACAAUGUUAGGAACUGUACGCCGCACUUAUUUGUCCUGACACCGUUGUGUGUUCUGAGGUCCGGGGUUGUUAAAAUGGGAUUCGUACACGGGCUGCGAGUGUGUGUCUCUUCACUGGCACCGGUGCAGGAAGUUAAAAUGGCUUCACCAGACCCAGUGAGGGGUAAAUCUGGUUCUGCCGGGUACCAGCGAAUGGUCACAUGACGCGCCAGUCAGUCAGUCUGGGUUUUAAUACUCAAGAUCCCAGAAGCACCUUCUUCAGCUGUGUGCGUCUCAUCCGUCAGAGUUGACCUUGCAGUUGAAAUGUUGCCGUUUGUUGUGAGCGAGGCUUUUUUUUCCGUCUGUUUUU
This is a messenger RNA of Anguilla rostrata (American eel), 4415 nucleotides long. It is a transcript of the gene rbpjb, whose product is annotated as recombination signal binding protein for immunoglobulin kappa J region b. The coding region runs from base 149 to 1603 and encodes 484 amino acids. The transcript has 11 exons. NCBI's taxonomy places the organism in Eukaryota, Metazoa, Chordata, Actinopteri, Anguilliformes, Anguillidae. Gene Ontology annotation, biological process: regulation of transcription by RNA polymerase II; Notch signaling pathway. Gene Ontology annotation, cellular component: MAML1-RBP-Jkappa- ICN1 complex; nucleus. The record is from RefSeq and is a predicted model, not a curated record. Gene Ontology annotation, molecular function: RNA polymerase II cis-regulatory region sequence-specific DNA binding; DNA-binding transcription activator activity, RNA polymerase II-specific.